AUGUUUGCAGUAAAAGAAGAACAGUCAAAGCCAGGAUGUCAAUUUAAUCUGCUCAGAGAGAUAGCGAUUUUAGAGGCAGUGAAAGGUUCAACAGAUGAGGAUCAAAAGCGAUUUGCUGUUUUGCACUCUACAUGUAAUUUGGAAACUUCGAUGAUUUUUGUUAUGACUCUGUUUGGCGAGUCACUCUCUUCAUUGAAGCGGAAACGAGGAUCCUAUCAUAUAUUUAGCCUGAACACUGGCCUUUAUUGCUCCUUGGAGGCUCUUGAAUGUUUGAAAGCGCUGCAUAUUCUUGGAUACAUCCACCGUGAUGUGAAACCUAGCAAUUUCACUAUUGGACUUCGUCAGAACAAUCGACACCAUUCAAUCUACAUCAUAGACUUUAGUAUGUCAAAACGAAUGUUGUGCUCGGAUGGAACAAUUAUAAGCCCUCGAUCAAAUGUAAUUUUACAAUCCUUGAGUUUAAAGCUUAUUCAAUGUUUUUUAAUUUUCCAGAUUCGAUUUAAAGGCACGGUAAAAUUCUCGCCACUGUCAAUGCAUCAAGGCAAGGACUCCAGUUUUAAAGAAGACCUGGAAAGUUGGAUGUAUAUGGUCGCUGAUAUGAUCACCAAAACGAAACUGCCGUGGAGGUUAGAACAGGACCUUGGAAAUAUUGAGAGGCACAAAGAAGAUUGUUUUUCGAAUCCAUAUAAUUUGUUCAAGGAUGAAGAGUUCACUGAACUUCGAAGUAUAGUUUCCUACCUCAAGAAGCUUCAUUAUGUUGAUAAAAUAGAUUACAACUGGGUGCGUGAAAUGCUUAGACGUGUUGCAAAGAGGAAACGCUGCAAUUUGAAACCACCACUUGAUUGGGAUUCGUGA
Molecule: messenger RNA, 855 nt
Organism: Meloidogyne enterolobii
Lineage: Eukaryota; Metazoa; Nematoda; Chromadorea; Rhabditida; Meloidogynidae
Source: the annotation of a GenBank genome assembly